Molecule: messenger RNA, 3145 nt
Organism: Molossus molossus (Pallas's mastiff bat)
Lineage: Eukaryota; Metazoa; Chordata; Mammalia; Chiroptera; Molossidae
Gene: EIF4B
Product: eukaryotic translation initiation factor 4B
Exons: 15
Coding region: 53-1906 (617 amino acids)
Molecular function (GO): RNA binding
Source: RefSeq, a predicted model, not a curated record
AUCACGUGAUUGCCUCAUCCGGGUCCUUUGCGUUCUCUCUCCCUCUCCCAACAUGGCGGCCUCAGCGAAAAAGAAGAAUAAGAAGGGGAAGACUAUCUCCCUAACAGACUUUCUGGCUGAGGAUGGAGGGACUGGUGGAGGAAGCACCUAUGUCCCCAAACCAGUCAGCUGGGCUGAUGAAACAGAUGACUUGGAAGGAGAUGUUUCAACCACUUGGCACAGUAAUGAUGAUGAUGUAUACAGGGCACCUCCAAUUGACCGUUCCAUCCUGCCCACUGCUCCACGGGCUGCUCGGGAACCCAAUAUUGACAGGAGCCGUCUUCCCAAAUCGCCACCCUACACUGCUUUUCUAGGGAACCUGCCCUAUGACGUGACAGAAGACUCCAUUAAGGAAUUCUUUAGAGGAUUAAAUAUCAGUGCGGUGCGUUUACCACGUGAACCCAGCAAUCCAGAGAGGUUGAAAGGUUUUGGUUAUGCUGAGUUUGAGGACCUGGAUUCCUUGUUCAAUGCUCUGAGCCUCAAUGAAGAGUCUCUAGGUAACAGGAGAAUUCGAGUGGACGUUGCUGAUCAAGCCCAGGAUAAAGAUAGGGAUGAUCGUUCUUUUGGCCGAGAUAGAAAUCGGGAUUCUGACAAAACAGAUACAGACUGGAGGGCCCGUCCUGCCACAGACAGCUUUGAUGACUAUCCACCUAGAAGAGGUGAUGAUAGCUUUGGAGACAAGUAUCGAGAUCGUUAUGAUUCAGACCGAUACCGUGAUGGGUAUCGGGACAGCUAUCGUGAUGGCCCACGCCGGGAUAUGGAUCGAUACGGUGGCCGGGAUCGCUAUGAUGACAGAGGCAGCAGAGACUAUGAUAGAGGCUAUGAUUCCAGGAUAGGCAGUGGCAGAAGAGCAUUUGGUAGUGGGUACCGUAGGGAUGAUGACUACAGAGGAGGCGGGGACCGCUAUGAAGACAGAUACGACAGACGUGAUGAUCGGUCAUGGAGCUCCAGAGAUGAUUACUCUCGAGAUGACUAUAGGCGUGAUGAUAGAGGUCCCCCCCAAAGACCCAAACUGAAUCUAAAGCCUCGGAGCACUCCUAAGGAAGAUGAUUCCUCUGCUAGCACCUCCCAGUCCAGUCGAGCAGCCUCUAUCUUUGGAGGGGCAAAGCCUGUUGACACAGCUGCUAGAGAACGAGAAGUAGAGGAGCGGCUACAGAAGGAACAGGAGAAAUUGCAGCGUCAGCUGGAUGAGCCAAAACUAGAACGUCGGCCUCGGGAGAGACACCCAAGCUGGCGAAGUGAAGAAACUCAGGAACGGGAACGGUCAAGGACAGGAAGUGAGUCAUCACAGACUGGGACCUCAGCCUCAUCUGGCAGAAGUAAGUCAGACCAGGAUGCACGAAGGAGAGAGAGUGAGAAGUCUCUAGAAAAUGAAACACUCAAUAAGGAGGAAGACUGUCACUCUCCAACUUCUAAGCCUCCCAAACCUGAACAGCCUCUAAAGGUAAUGCCAGCCCCUCCACCAAAGGAGAAUGCUUGGGUGAAGCGAAGUUCUAACCCUCCUGCUCGAUCUCAGAGUUCAGACACAGAGCAGCAAUCCCCUACAAGUGGUGGGGGGAAAGGACUUCCAGCUCAACCAUCUGAGGAGGGACCAACAAGGAAAGCAGAUGAAAAUAAAGUGGAUGGGUUGAGUGUCCCAAAAGUCCAAAGUGGGAACUCCAGCCGUGGUCCAGGAGAUGGAGGGAACAAAGAUCACUGGAAGGAGCCAGAUAGGAAAGAUGGCAGAAAGGAUCAAGACUCUCGAUCUGCACCUGAGCCAAAGAAACCUGAAGAAAAUCCAGCCUCUAAGUUCAGUUCUGCAAGCAAGUAUGCUGCUCUCUCCGUGGAUGGUGAAGAUGAAAACGAGGGAGAAGAUUACACCGAGUAGACCUCUACAUCCUAGGUUUUUUCUGAGUCUCUCUCUACCCUGGAACAUUCAAGAGCAAAUCAAACCUCUAUCCAGACAAGACAAAAUAAAACGCACCAUCUCCUGGAGACUUUCUUAACUUUUUUUUAAAAAAUGAAAUGAAAUGAAAUUCUUUUGCAUGCUGCUGCAGCCUUUAAAGUAUUGAACUAACUGGAGAAUUGCCAAUAUAGCCAGAGAGAAAGACGUAUUUUAGUGGAAAAGUUGUGCGUUUUUAUGACACAUGCAGUUGCCUGUGUGAUUAGUGCCUAGGGGCCUCCGUUUAGGAAAAUGGCAAUGACAGUGACGCAAUGUCUGGAAUCUGACUGGGCAGUAGGGCAGGUAUGAGGAAGAAUAUGAGAUUUCUACCUUUAAUUCUUACUAUCCUAAUGUGGCAUAUAUGAAUUCUAACAUCUGAAUAAAUUCUCCAUCCUUGGAAAGGUAGGUUUAGUCUCUGAAAUUUUAGUCUCCAGGAGGCUGCCAGCCCCUCCUCUUAUUUAAUUCUGAGUUACUGGGGCCAGCCUAGGGGGAAUUCCUUCAUUUUUACCCCCCAGGGGGGUAGCUGGGAGUAAGUCUACAGGCCACUAAAGAAUAGGACUAUUUGGUGACCAAAAUAAGUGGGGAAAUCGUGGUUUGAAAAGAAGCUUUGGGGAGGUGAUGGAUUAUUUUGCACCAGUAAUAGGGAAAAUGGUAUGACCUCCAAUAAACACAUGAAUGGUUACUUCCUGGAGCAGGAAGCACUUAGGGGGUGUGGGAAUUCCCAAGUUUUUUAUGUGUCCUGGUUUUGCCCUUAAAUACUCUCUAUCCUACCUAUCCUUUCUGAAAGUUCAAGUACCCUCCUCUGUUGAAAUCUUGAAGCUUUAAAAAUUGACUCCUGUCGUCUUGUGUUCCUCAUACUACUCUUUCCUAUUACCUCCCAAAAAGCAGCUUCUGUUGAAGCCACACAAGCAGUCUCCCAGGCAUCUGGAUCCAGCCCCUGGGAGCUGUCAAAUGAGGAAUCACUGCUCUUCUCAAGUAAAUCUUGGCUCCUUUGUCUUUGACUCUCCUUCUGUUCUGUCCUGCUUCUUUGACCCCUUUUACACCAAACUCUAGAAUGGUCUUAGGUGGUGAGUGAGGGUGGAUAAAUAGGGACAUUAACUGGGAGCCUUUCUUAAGACCUUGAUUGGGGUUUUUGUUUGGGGCUUUUUAUUUUUUGGGUAUGUUGGGGUAUUUUGUUUGUUUAUU